This is a messenger RNA of Lagenorhynchus albirostris (white-beaked dolphin), 10631 nucleotides long. It is a transcript of the gene NCOR1, whose product is annotated as nuclear receptor corepressor 1. Lineage: Eukaryota; Metazoa; Chordata; Mammalia; Artiodactyla; Delphinidae. Gene Ontology annotation, biological process: negative regulation of transcription by RNA polymerase II. The transcript is spliced from 49 exons. Gene Ontology annotation, molecular function: transcription corepressor activity; nuclear thyroid hormone receptor binding. The record is from RefSeq and is a predicted model, not a curated record. Bases 409 to 7956 code for a protein of 2515 amino acids.
GUCGGGCUGUGUGCUCUGACACGGACGCCUCCCAGCCCCUCUUCACCGGCUGCCGCUACUUUACGCGGCCUUUACGAGCUCUCGUGCACGCUCCGCUUCAGGGCUGAGCCAACCCCCUUGCCGUCCACACAGUACUUAAGGGGAAGCGUCUGAAAAGAACCUCCAGCAUCUUCAGUGCGAGUUCCUCCUGUUUUUACGUCACCAUUUUCUCACUCAUUUCUUAAAACCCGGACUUUCUCGUAAUUAUCCGGGUGAACACCGACUUUGUUUCUCCUAAUUCCGGGAUGUGGAGUGGCGCCUUCUCUAAAGGAAAAGUAUGCGGUGGCGAGGCCCGUCCGGUGAUUUCCUAGAAGCAUGAUUGUUUGUUGCACUUGAUCUCACAACCUGGUGAGGACUUCUUUACUGAUAAUGUCAAGUUCAGGUUAUCCUCCCAACCAAGGAGCAUUCAGCACAGAGCAAAGUCGUUAUCCUCCCCACUCUGUUCAAUACACCUUUCCCAGCACCCGUCACCAGCAGGAGUUUGCAGUCCCUGAUUAUCGUUCUUCUCAUCUCGAAGCCAGUCAGGCCUCACAGCUCUUACAGCAGCAGCAGCAGCAGCAGCUUCGCAGACGACCUUCCCUGCUUUCAGAGUUUCACCCAGGUUCUGACAGGCCUCAAGAAAGGAGAACUGGAUAUGAGCAGUUUCACCCAGGCCCUUCCCCGGCAGAUCAUGAUUCACUGGAAUCCAAGCGACCACGUCUGGAGCAGGUUUCUGAUUCCCAUUUCCAGCGGGUCAGCGCUGCGGUCUUACCUUUAGUGCACACGCUGCCAGAAGGGGUGAGGUCUUCUGCAGAUGCUAAGAAGGAUCCAGCAUUUGGAGUCAAACAUGAAGCUCCUUCCUCUCCAAUCUCUGGGCAACCAUGUGGAGAUGAUCAAAAUGCUUCACCUUCAAAACUUUCAAAGGAAGAGUUAAUACAGAGUAUGGAUCGUGUAGAUCGAGAAAUUGCAAAAGUAGAACAGCAGAUCCUUAAACUGAAAAAGAAACAACAACAGCUCGAAGAAGAAGCUGCUAAACCUCCAGAGCCUGAGAAGCCUGUGUCACCUCCUCCCGUGGAGCAGAAACACCGCAGUAUUGUCCAAAUUAUUUACGAUGAAAAUCGGAAAAAAGCAGAAGAAGCUCAUAAAAUAUUUGAAGGUCUUGGCCCAAAAGUUGAACUGCCACUCUAUAACCAGCCAUCAGAUACCAAAGUGUAUCAUGAGAACAUCAAGACUGGAGUACCUGCAAGGCGCAUGAUGAAAAACCAGGUGAUGAGGAAAAAACUCAUUUUAUUUUUUAAAAGAAGAAAUCAUGCAAGAAAACAAAGGAUCAAGGACAGCUUUUCAUUCACAGAGCAAAAAAUCUGCCAACGUUAUGAUCAGCUCAUGGAGGCAUGGGAGAAAAAAGUGGACAGAAUAGAAAAUAAUCCUCGGAGGAAAGCUAAAGAAAGCAAAACAAGGGAGUAUUAUGAAAAGCAGUUUCCAGAAAUUCGAAAACAAAGAGAACAGCAAGAACGGUUUCAGCGAGUUGGGCAGAGGGGAGCUGGUCUUUCAGCCACCAUUGCUAGGAGUGAACAUGAGAUUUCUGAAAUUAUUGAUGGGCUCUCUGAACAGGAGAAUAAUGAGAAACAAAUGCGACAGCUCUCUGUGAUCCCACCUAUGAUGUUUGAUGCAGAACAGAGAAGGGUCAAGUUCAUUAACAUGAAUGGGCUUAUGGAGGACCCUAUGAAGAUUUAUAAAGAUAGGCAGUUCAUGAAUGUUUGGACUGACCAUGAGAAGGAGAUCUUUAAGGACAAGUUUAUCCAGCAUCCAAAAAACUUUGGACUAAUUGCAUCUUACUUGGAAAGGAAGAGUGUUCCUGAUUGUGUUUUAUAUUACUACUUAACCAAGAAAAAUGAGAAUUAUAAAGCCCUAGUAAGAAGGAACUAUGGAAAACGCAGAGGAAGAAACCAGCAGCAAAUUGCCCGACCCUCACAAGAAGAAAAAGUAGAAGAAAAAGAAGAAGAUAAAGCAGAAAAAACAGAAAAAAAAGAGGAGGAAAAGAAAGAUGAAGAAGAAAAAGAUGAUAAGGAGGACUCUAAAGAAAACACCAAGGAAAAGGAUAAGACAGAAAGUACAGCAGAAGAAACUGAGGAGAGAGAGCAGGCCACGCCCCGGGGCCGAAAGACUGCCAACAGUCAGGGCCGCCGAAAGGGCCGGGUCACCAGGUCCAUGACCAGUGAGGCCGCAGCUGCCAGCGCUGCGGCUGCUGCAGCCACCGAGGAGCCUCCCCCACCUCUGCCACCGCCGCCAGAACCCAUUUCUACAGAACCUGUAGAAACCUCUCGAUGGACAGAAGAAGAAAUGGAAGUUGCUAAAAAAGGUCUAGUAGAACAUGGUCGUAACUGGGCAGCGAUUGCCAAGAUGGUGGGGACUAAAAGUGAAGCCCAAUGUAAAAACUUCUAUUUUAACUAUAAGAGACGACACAAUCUUGACAACCUCUUGCAGCAGCAUAAACAGAAAGCCUCACGGAAGCCUCGUGAAGAGCGAGAUGUGUCUCAGUGUGAAAGUGUAGCUUCCACCGUUUCUGCUCAGGAGGACGAGGACAUCGAAGCCUCCAACGAAGAGGAAAAUCCCGAGGACAGUGAAGGUGCUGAAAAUAGUUCUGGUACAGAAAGUGCUCCUUCUCCUUCACCAGUUGAAGCUGUCAAGCCCGGCGAAGACAGCACUGAAAACGUGCCUCCUCGGGGGACCACGCCCGACCCCGUGCCCAGGGCCUCUCCGUCGCCGGCAGUUCCGAGCACAGAAGCAGCCGAGGAUGCCAGUGUGGAGACCCAGGCGAACGACAGCGUGGCAGUGGACACAGCAGAGCCGAUGGACGUGGGGCACAGGGAGUGCGGGGCUGAAGGCACUUCUGCUCUGGACCUCCCCUUGGCCACCAAGGCUGACGCUGCGGACGUGGAAAUGCCAGAAAGCAGUCCAUCCAGAGUCGAAGGGGACCCCAAAGACAGAGAUCUGGAGAGAGGCAGCGAGAAGCCGGAGCCUGGAGGCGACGACCUAGGGGUGGCCCAGCAGAUGAGUGCCCCGAGGCCCGAGCUCCCCUCUGACCACGACUCCAGUGCCACGUGCAGUGCCGACGAGGAUGUGGACGGGGAACCCGAGAGGCAGCGAAUGUUUCCUGUGGAUUCAAAACCUUCAUUGUUAAACCCCACUGGAUCUAUACUGGUCUCGUCCCCAAUAAAACCAAAUCCACUGGACCUGCCACAGCUUCAGCAUCGAGCUGCUGUCAUCCCGCCAAUGGUUUCCUGCACCCCAUGUAACAUACCGAUUGGAACUCCAGUGAGCGGCUUCGCCCUCUACCAGCGACACAUCAAAGCCAUGCAUGAGUCAGCGCUUCUGGAGGAGCAGCGGCAGAGGCAGGAGCAGAUGGACCUGGAGCGCAGGGGUUCUGCGAGCCCGCGUGGCGCCCCCAAGAGCCCAAACAGAGAGUGGGAAGGAAAAUCAGUCGCCUAUAUGCCUUAUGCUGAGGUCACACGUGCUCUAGCACAGGAAGCACAGAUGCGCAGUACCGCAGCAAGGUCAGCAUCACCGUGUAGGCUCUCUCCGAGAGAAGUCAGUAAAGCUGCGCCACAGCCCGAUGUGAGUGCAGCCCGCUGUAGUGUCCCGCCAGUCCUCCAGCCUGCUCCGCAUCAAGUGAUAACUAACCUCCCUGAAGGGGUUCGGCUUCCAACAACUCGACCCACUAGGCCACCUCCUCCUCUCAUCCCAUCAUCCAAAACCACAGUGGCUUCAGAAAAACCAUCUUUUAUACUGGGAGGCUCCAUCUCACAGGGAACACCCGGCACUUACUUGCCUUCUCCUAAUCAGGCCUCCUAUGCUCCCGAGGCAGCGAAGCCCUCGGCGGGCUCCAUCUCUCUGGGACUGCCGCGGCAGCAGGAGGCCGCCAAGCCAGCUACUGUGCCCUACAUCAAGCAAGAAGAGUUUUCUCCCCGAAGCCAAAACUCACAACCUGAGGGUUUAUUGGUCAGAGCCCAACAUGAAGGAGUGGUCAGAGGUACCACAGGAGCCAUUCAAGAAGGAAGUAUAACUCGGGGAACUCCCUCCAGCAAACUUUCUGUGGAGAGCAUCCCAUCCCUCCGGGGCUCUAUCACCCAGGGGACCCCGGCUCUGUCCCAGGCUGGCAUACCAACUGAGGCUUUGGUGAAGGGACCCAUUUCUAGACUGUCCAUUGAAGAGAGCAGUCCUGAGAAAGGCCGAGAGGAAGCUGCAUCCAAAGGCCAUGUUAUUUAUGAAGGCAAAAGUGGACACAUCUUAUCUUACGAUAAUAUUAAGAAUGCCCGAGAAGGGACGAGGAGUCCGAGAACAGCUCAUGAAAUCAGUCUCAAAAGAAGCUAUGAAUCAGUGGAAGGAGCUCUAAAGCAAGGGUUGUCCAUGAGGGAGUCUCCUGUGUCAGCACCGCUGGAGGGGCUGAUCUGCCGAGCAUUACCCAGGGGGAGCCCUCACUCUGACCUCAAAGAAAGGACUGUGCUGUCUGGUUCCAUAAUGCAGGGCACACCAAGAGCGACAACUGAAAGUUUUGAAGAUGGCCUUAAGUACCCCAAACAGAUUAAAAGGGAGAGUCCGCCCAUACGAGCGUUUGAAGGUGCCAUUACCAAAGGAAAACCUUACGAUGGCAUCACCACCAUCAAAGAGAUGGGGCGCUCCAUCCAUGAGAUCCCACGGCAAGAUGUUUUAACUCAGGAAAGCCAGAAAACCCCAGAAGUGGUGCAGAGCACGAGGCCCAUGGUCGAGGGCUCCAUCUCCCAGGGCACACCCGUCAAGUCUGACAGCAGUUCAGGCCAAUCCGCCAUCAAGCACAACGUCAAGUCCUUGGUCGCGGGGCCUAGCAGACUGCCCCGUGGGCUGCCUCCACUGGAAAUUAGGCCAGAGAGCAUAAAAGCGGUCGAACGGGGAAAAUACGAGGACGUGAAAGCAGGCGAGCCUGUGCGUUCCCGGCACACGUCGGUGGUAAGCUCUGGCCCCUCGGUUCUCAGGUCAACGCUUCACGAAGCCCCCAAAGCACAGCUGAGCCCGGGGAUUUACGAGGACGCCAGCGCACGGCGGACGCCGGGGAGUUACGCCAGCACUGCGCCCAGAGGCUCGCCCAUGAUGAGCAGAGCUCCCGAUGUUACGAUUUCUUCUAGCAAGUCUACCAGUCAUGAAAGGAAAUCGACACUGACCCCUACACAGAGGGAAAGCAUCACAGCGAAGUCUCCAGUUCCUGGGGUAGACCCUGCAGUGAGCCACAGCCCUUUUGAGCCGCACCACAGGGGCGGUGCCCCAGGGGAGGUUUACCGGAGCCAUCUGCCCACACAUCUGGACCCAGCCAUGCCGUUUCACCGGGCUCUGGAUCCUGCAGCUGCUGCUUACCUGUUCCAGAGACAGCUGUCACCAACUCCAGGUUACCCCAGUCAGUAUCAGCUCUAUGCGAUGGAGAACACGCGGCAGACGAUCCUCAACGACUACAUCACCUCACAGCAGAUGCAAGUGGGCCUGCGCCCGGACGUGGCCAGAGGGCUGUCCCCCCGGGAGCAGCAGCUGGGUCUUCCGUACCCAGCAACCAGGGGAAUCAUUGACCUGACCAAUAUGCCCCCAGCAAUUUUAGUGCCUCAUCCAGGGGGAACAAGCACUCCCCCCAUGGACAGAAUCACUUACAUUCCUGGAACACAGGUCACCUUCCCUCCGCGGCCGUACAACUCUGCGUCCAUGUCUCCAGGACACUCAACACACCUCGCGGCUGCGGCAAACGCUGAAAGAGAGCGGGAGCGGGAGAAGGAGCGGGAGCGCCUCGCCGCAGCCCCCUCGGACCUCUGCCUGCGGCCAGGCUCAGAACAGCCCGGCCGGCCCAGCAGCCACGGCUACGUUCGCUCCCCGUCUCCUUCAGUCAGAGCUCAGGAGACCCUGUUGCAGCAGAGACCCAGCGUUUUCCAGGGAACCAACGGAACCAGCGUGAUCACACCUUUGGACCCGAGCGCACAGCUACGGAUCAUGCCGCUGCCUGCUGGGGGCCCUUCCAUCAGCCAGGGCCUGCCGGCCUCCCGUUACAAUACUGCUGCGGACGCCCUGGCUGCUCUUGUGGACGCCGCAGCGUCUGCUCCCCAGAUGGACGUGUCCAAAACAAAAGAGAGUAAGCAUGAAGCUGCCAGGUUAGAAGAAAAUUUGAGGAGCAGGUCAGCAGCAGUUAGUGAGCAGCAGCUAGAGCAGAAAAGCCUGGAGGCGGAGAAGAGACCCGGUCAGUGUCUGUACGCUUCUUCAGCCCUGCCGAGUGGCAAGCCCCAGCCCCAGUCUGCAGUAGUUUACUCUGAGGCUGGGAAAGAGAGAGGGCCUCCUCCAAAAUCCAGAUAUGAGGAAGAGCUAAGGACCCGAGGGAAGACUACCAUUACCGCAGCUAACUUCAUAGACGUGAUCAUCACCCGGCAGAUUGCCUCGGACAAGGACGCGAGGGAACGUGGCUCCCAGAGUUCAGACUCUUCCGGUAGCUUAUCUUCUCACCGGUAUGAAACACCUGGCGAUGCCAUUGAGGUGAUAAGCCCUGCCAGCUCCCCCGCGCCGCCCCCCGAGAGGCUGCAGGCCUACCAGCCGGAGGUCGUGAAGGCGAGCCAGGCAGAAAACGAAGCCUGCAGGCAGUACGAAGGACCGCUGCACCACUAUCGGCCACAGCCGGAGUCGCCCUCCCCGCAACCGCCGCCGCCCCCAUCUUCACAGGCCGAGGGGGUGGGGCAGGUGCCCAGGACACACCGACUCAUCACACUUGCUGAUCACAUCUGUCAAAUUAUCACGCAAGAUUUUGCUAGAAAUCAAGUUCCGUCACAGCCUCCCCAGCAGCCUCCCACUUCUACAUUCCAAAAUUCACCGUCUGCUUUGGUGUCUACACCCGUGAGGACUAAAACAUCAAACCGUUAUAGCCCAGAAUCCCAGUCUCAGUCUCUUCACCAUCAAAGAUCAGGUUCAAGGGUCUCUCCAGAAAAUCUUGUGGACAAAUCCAGGGGAAGUAUCAGGCCUGGAAAGUCCCCAGAGAGGAGUCACGUCUCUAGCGAGCCCUACGAGCCCAUCUCCCCACCCCAGGUUCCGGUCGUGCACGAGAAACAGGACAGCGUGCUGCUCCUGGCCCAGCGCGGAGCCGAGCCCGCGGAGCAGAGGAAUGAUUCCCGAUCACCAGGGAGUAUAAGCUACUUGCCUUCAUUCUUCACCAAGCUGGAAAACACCUCACCCAUGGUUAAAUCAAAGAAGCAGGAGAUCUUUCGUAAGUUGAACUCCUCUGGUGGAGGUGACUCUGAUAUGGCAGCUGCUCAGCCAGGAACUGAGAUCUUUAACCUGCCAGCAGUCACCACCUCAGGCUCCGUGAGCUCCCGAGGUCAUUCCUUUGCUGACCCUGCCAGCAACCUCGGGCUGGAGGACAUCAUCCGGAAGGCGCUCAUGGGGAGCUUUGAAGACAAAGUGGAGGACCACGGGGUCGCCAUGCCCCAGCCCCUGGGGGGGGUGCCUGGUGGUGCCGGCACCUCGGUGGCGACCAGCGGUGAGGCCCGGAGAGAGGAAGGGGACCCGUCACCUCAUUCAGGAGGAGUUUGCAAACCAAAGCUGAUCAGCAAGUCAAACAGCAGGAAGUCGAAAUCUCCUAUCCCGGGGCAAGGCUACUUGGGAGCUGAACGGCCCUCCUCGGCCUCCUCUGUGCACUCGGAAGGGGACUACCACAGGCAGACGCCAGGCUGGGCCUGGGAGGACAGGCCUUCCUCCACAGGCUCGACGCAGUUCCCCUACAACCCCCUGACCAUGCGGAUGCUCAGCAGCACGCCCCCUGCGCCCGUCGCCUGUGCGCCCGCCUCUGCCAGCCCCGCCGCCCCUCACCAGCCGAGCAGGAUCUGGGAUCGGGAGCCGGCCCCGCUGCUCUCCGCGCAGUAUGAGACGCUGUCCGACAGCGACUGACCUGCGGGAAGGGGUCCCGGGGCCCCCUGGGUGGGGGAGGGGCUCUAGUUUCUGGUGGUCUCAGUUUUAAGUGCAGGCCAAAAGCCUGCCCUCCUAGGACUUGUGCCCAGAGACUUUCCAGGAGAGCCUUGGGCCACAGACGACGACGAAAUGAUGGAAGUUUAUUUCAAGAGUCAAAUGAGGGGAAAAGGCUGCCCUGAUACAGGCAGUUCAGUGGAUCAUAAUAAUAGUGGAGGGUUGGAAUGUAGAGUUUUUAAAAAGUGGAUAAUUCCUGUUCUUACAUCUGUUUGUAAAGAAAAUCAUAAUGUCUUUAAAUCACUCUUCUGUAAAUAGAUGACCUUUUUGCAGUGUUUCCCCUCGCUCUAGUAUCUCGUGUACUUAUAUUCAAAUCAAUCAGCGUAUCAACUCUGGGGGUAAUUUUUAAAAAUCUCGUCUUUUUAACCUUUGCCUUCUAAACAACCUCAUACAGCCCAGUUAUACAAUAUUGGCUGUCACGGGCAUUGUACUUUUAUCCAAUUUUGUUUCCUCCGAACUCAGAUUCCCAGUGAUGUUUAAAAUCUUGUGAUAAAUGUUUAGAUUUUUAACACAGACCCUGUCAUAAAAUCUGUACGUUAACGUAUUAGGGUCAAAAGGAGAAACAAAAUUCUGCCAUACUGUAAAUCUCCAGUGCAGGCUUUAAUUUUUUUUUUAAUUAGAAGCACUGAAAAAAUAGUACUGCAUGGGUAUUGUUAUAGUUCAGUUUUUAAGGUUUUAAAGGCUUAUUUGAGGCAUACCUCACUGUUAUGCACACUGGUAAUUAACCACACCCAAGCACUCCUCCUCUCCUGCAUUUGAUGCAGCCCAGCAAAGCUUUUGUUCUGAAAUAAAUCUGACCGCCCUGUCCACUAGCUACAGUAGAGUACUUGUGAUGUGAGCCUUUCGCUGUCUCAGGUUUAAAAGGAAAAACUUACACUUUCCUUUAGUUUGAUAGCUAUUAUUGGUUGAGAGUCAGAAGGUUACAGUCUGUGCAGAACCUCAGUGUUUUAGGUUUGCUUCGUGCCGCAUAACCUGAGCUCUCGUGGGGAGCAGCCAGUCCUUUCCCCUUCGUGCCACCCUGUGCUUACUUUCACUUUGAUUCCUUGUGGGCAAGAGUUCGUCAGGUGUUUUUAUUUCACUGAAUCUCAAGAAGCAAAUAACUUAAAAGACUGAAUUUUAAACCCAUUAUGGUACUAGAGGAUCAGUCUUACCCUUCAAUAAUAAUUGCUUGUUGAAUUAAAAACUUUUUUUCAUACAACUUUAACAUAGCAUUGAAGCAUCCUUCUGUAGCACACGGAUGCUAAUGGUUUUGGGGGAAUGCCACCGAGAUAGAGGUCUCUCAGAAAGAUAAAAACUAGCACUUUAUAGACUCUUAAGUAGACCUGAGCUUUUAAGCAAAAGUACUCAAGCCUCUAAGGACAGCAGGUGUCCGACAACCACUGACUAAGCGCCUCCUUUGCAGUGGAGGGGACCUUGGUGUCUAGUCCCCUUUUUAUAGAUGUGGAUGCAGGUUCAGUACGUUGCCCACACAGUUAAAUAAGCAACGAAGACAGGGCCACAGACCGACACCUGUCUGAAGCUAAGGGAACUACGCACCUGCGUAUGCUUGAGGUCCUCCAAGUAAGCUUUAGAUCAGGUGUAGUGGUCAAAUCCCUACUACUCGGAAAGCUGGUACGACUUUAUAAAUACUUUAAAAGUUUUAAUGUGAAUGAAAAACAGUAACUUAAGGUUUUUGCUUAAAGUUUUGUUUACGUACUAGUAACAUUUUAGAUUUUAAUUAUUUGUCAACAGUCCCAAAGAGAUGAUGCUGGUAUUUUUCUAUGACUAGUUCUUGAGAACACGUCAGAUCAGAGCCCUGUGCGUAACCUGUGCAGCUCCACUCAGGACCCAAAGGGGGCGGCUGUUGACCACUCACCCCUCCUCAUCACAGUGCAAGUUGUUUUACUUCACCUGCCGUCACCUGGAGAAGAGAUCCCGCAACGGGAGACAAAACCCACGGUCCCGCCUCGGUUCAGAACAAGGGCAGGACGGAGUGCUGGCCUGCAGAGCGGGCAGACCAUGUGGGAGGUGGAGGCCCAUCCGGCGUGACGUGACUUGGCCAAGUCAGCUGUGAACCGAGGCGGGAUGCUGCGGGCUGAGACCCCAGGGUUCUGAAGCUACAGCCUGGCAAGUGACUAUUUUUUAGCACCCAGAACGAAGUUACAGUUCACAGAACUGUGACAGCCAGCCAGUGUCCACCGCGUGUUCAUGAUGAGAAGAUUCGUAGUGCUUGAAUGUGGGUGUGCUGGGUGAUUCUAUCUUAAAAUAUCCAUGCCCUGAAAGCUCCAGUGAGAUAGUUCAAGUUUUUAUACUACUGUGAACAGUUCACCUUUGGAUUCAGCCCGGUCAGUGGCAGGCCAGUCCUCCUCGUUUCGCUGCCUCAGUACAGUGAACUGUAGUGACCGCGCCGCGUGCAGAGCUUUCUGAAAACUCCCGCAGGUGUUCCGGGACCGGGAGCCGCAUCAACGAGGGUCAGAAAUUCUCAGUAAAACCUAGAGCGAGAAACCUCCCUUUCAGUAACUCCCGCAACUGUGAGAAGGUAAAAACGUUCUCAAUGCAGAAGGUGAGUAGUCGACAGUUUUUUAAAGUCAACUAAUAAAUGAAGACUGGUUGCACUGAAA